Drosophila innubila is the source of this 2118-nucleotide messenger RNA. It is a transcript of the gene Oda, whose product is annotated as ornithine decarboxylase antizyme. Gene Ontology annotation, molecular function: ornithine decarboxylase inhibitor activity. The record is from RefSeq and is a predicted model, not a curated record. Lineage: Eukaryota; Metazoa; Arthropoda; Insecta; Diptera; Drosophilidae. Gene Ontology annotation, cellular component: nucleus; cytoplasm. Gene Ontology annotation, biological process: positive regulation of protein catabolic process.
UUAAUGUGUGUGUGUGUGCGGGAGGAACAACUAAAUCUUUUUGAAAUAAAAUGAUGCCACCGCCGUUUAGCUGCCAUCAGUUGCCAGAGAAACGCUCAACGCUUCGUUCGCUACGGCACGGGAAAAACAAAUACAAUUACAAGCACACGAAUAUCUUUAUUGUUGUAAAAAACAAACAAGAGACAAGCGAAUCGCUUUCGAAAGCCUUUUCGAUGUAAACUUCUAGACGUUUGUCUCAGCGCAAACAAAACUGUGAUAACGUAAAUAGCACGCAAGGAAACGGACCAUAUAUAAACGUAACGUAACUGUGAUUUCAUUUGCAUACAAGUACAAAUCCCCCCACCACAUAAUAUACAAACAUACAUAUUUGUAUUGGAUUUAAGUUAAUAGCAGUGAUUACCAUGCAUCAGCAGCAGCAAGAAGAAGAACUGCAUCAGCAGUCAGAGUCAGAGGAUCAACUUGGCGACCCAAUGAUGUUUAGUAGCUUCGUUAGAAGAGACUUUAAUGAUAGCGGAGUUGCUGGAUGUGCUACUGAUGGCAAGCUCCGUACCAUCUCGACUUCGUCUUGCGCCACGAACAUGUCGACGGAGUCUUACCGCAUCUCUCUCGGCGUAGGGCCUCUGUGGUGGUCCGAUGUCCCUGUCCACCACAGAACAGAUCACGAUAGGGCAUCGCUCUUAACGGGCUACAGCCGGAAGUCUUCGGUCGACUCGGCUGGCGGCAGCUUGUUCGAGGCCAGCUCUCGGGCAUCGUCAUCCUCUUCUUCGUCGUCGGAAUGCUCCGACACGGAGUCGCACGACAUUCAUUCGUUGUGCUCGGAGGAUGACUGCCAGGAGGUGUUGCGCCAGAUCUUGCAGCAUGACCAACCGGUGCAUAUUUCCAUCAAAUUGCACGUCACCGAAGACCAGUCUACGAAUUGGAUGUCGAUUUUAAACCCGACCAACAACAUUUUAUAUGUCGCAUUUCCAACUGAUUUACCCCCGUCUGGCUCCAAGCAGACCUUCAUCUCGCUUUUGGAGUUCGCCGAGGAUAAAUUGGAGGUGGACGGCAUUGUAAUGGUUAUGCGCAAGGAUCAGCCUGAGUGCGGUCGUUUAAUUGAGGCAUUCCUUUUCAUGGGAUUCGAACCACUAUCGAGAAAGUCACCGAAGGCACCACCAGCUGCAAUCAACGAUAAUGAAAACUACUAUUUCCUGUACAACAUCGAGGAGUAGAAAAAGUGACAACGUUGACAAAAAUUGUAAAUCAAACGAUUUAAGAAGAAACUAACAAUCUAAAUCUGAUAAAUUUCUUGUUCAAAGUUAUCCAAAACAAUAAUCAAUUAAUUAAUCUGUAGUGUUUGCAGUAAUAAUACAUAAAAAUCCGUGUAGUAGAUCAUCACAAACUGACAUAUUGACCCCAAUGUGUUCAAUGAAAAAUCAAUUUUCAAAUUUUUUAAAAUCGUUUAAAGUUUUGUCAACGCAACUUUUUUCUUUUGUGUAGUCUUUCAAUCAAGGCCCACACUUAAAUACCAACUUUGCGUUAGCCACGUUAAGAGCAAGCAUCAACUUGUCGUAAAAUAUUAAACCACAGACAACCAACAAAAAAAAAAAAAACGAAAAAAAAAAAUAUAAAAAGUACGAAAAUGUAAAAAAAAAAAAAUAAUAUAUAUUAGUCUUAAGUUUAUUUGUGAAAUAUUUCAAUACUUAUUAUUUAUGUUUUAUAUAUUUUUGUCAAAUGUAUUCAUUUCUAUGUAUUCUAAACGAAAUAUGUUAUUUUGAUUAUUAUCCUUAUACUUUUCUUGAAUCAAUAAUUUCUUAAAUCCCACACAUGUAUUUCGUCUAAGCGAAUACUUUAUCCAUAUAAAUAUAUAUAUUCAAUUUUGUAUACUUAUGAACGAUAAAAAUGAAGAAAAGAAGCAUUCGAAAGUUAAAACAAACAUAUUUAUAUAAUGAACUAAUACCUUUAAAAAGCAAACACACAUAUAUAGAGAGACAUUUAUGAGAACUAACCAAUAAAUUUCAAAACAAUAGAUUUAACACGGAUCUACACACACCAACAAAGCAAUCGAAAGUUAACGUUUUAUUUCCAUUUAUAUGAUUUUUUCAAGAAUACGCAAUAAAAUUAUCAAUCCAGUAAAAA